CGAGCCAAUGGCCUUGGAGAUAGACCAGCGGUUACUGUUGCGGGAAGUGCGCGCGACUAUGAAACGCGCGAGGAGCGGCGGGAGGAUGGAGUUGCGGCUGAGCUGAGACUCUUUAGUGUAAAAGUUCACACGUUUCUGUGAGACAGUCGCUCUGUAUUUGCUUUUUUUCUCGCUUUAUAAUUACUGGGACACACUGCUGUUCAUUAGCCGACUAGCUAUGAGCGCUUUUUUUUGGUUAUUUCAACAACAACAUCAUCAAACCGAACGUCAUGGUGUGACGCGUCUCGCGCUGUUGACAGACAGGGUCGUCAGCAGUGCGGUUUAAUUAAUUAAUUAUGUAAUAGUAGAACUGUGAGAUAUUUACGUCGUUGUACAUAACUUGUGUAGUGUGUGUAGGGUGUCAGCAGGUGGCGUAGUGUUUUUAGCCCUGUCUUUCUAGGUCCCCUGCUCUGGAAUCCCUAGUUAGUACAAAUAGAACAAGGUACAUGAUCAUGUAUUGGGGUGCAACUGGGCCACUGUGACGCUUAGUAAUAGAGUAGUAAUAAUAGUAGCAGCAGUAGUAGUAAUAAUGAUUUAUAGGAUUCUUGGUGCACAUUAAUAUUAUAUAAUAAGUGAAUUGAUACAUUAAGAAUUAUAAUCUCUGAAUGGGUGAUAAUGCUUAGCAUACAAACGUGGUAUUGAAAGGAAUCUUGGACAAAACUUUCAGAAGCGUCAUCUAAAUUAAGGUAAAUGAGGAUAAAGCAAAAGUCAGCUAACAGUGUGAGUUGUCCGCACUGAAGAAAUCCUCUUUGUGUGGCUUAACUGACAGCGUAAGGUCGAAAGAGCAGGGUAAGUGUGCGGUAGGGCACUUCCUUGGCAAUCGGAGGUGUGCGUCUCCCAGGAACGAUGUCCCGGAGGCUUACCAAGGAAGAGCUCGAUGAGCAGUUUGAGCAGUUUUUAAAGGAGUCCGUCUCUGAUGACUCUGUGGAUUUGGGCAGCGCUAAGCGUCCAAGUGUGCUCGACAGUUUGGGAAAGGCAGUUAAGGAGCCUGUCGAAACAACCGCUGCCUCCCAGCCUUGGUGUAGCGAAGACAGUGAAGACUCUGUGGGAAGGGGAUUGUCGUUAUCUGGGAAGACAUUCCGUAAGCCUCUGAGAAAAUCGCAGCCCAUCAAAGAGGAGGAUGAUGAUAUGGCAAAACAUAGGCACUGUGAAGAACAAGAGAAGCAAGAUGAAGAAGAGGAGCAGGGGGCGGAGUCUGCCCUCUUCUGCAGAGAUAGCUUGGAACCAGAGGAGUCUGUGAUGGCAUCUGGACCAGGGUUGAACUUUACAGGAUUUGGAUCAAACACCUUGGAUGAAGAAGAGGAGAAGGCUCAGUUUUUUGCCAACUUGGAGAGAGGAGCCUCAUCAACCAUUGACUACUCUAGAUUAAACCGGGAGCUUGAUUCAACUGGGUCAACUCUAGCUACCACCCUUAGACGUGCAGAAGAGAUAAUGACUGAGCUGGAACAGAAGGAGAAGUUUCCAGAGUCCAGAAGUUCUCCAGUUUCUUUGAACUACAGCGAGGAUUUUGAAGAUGAAAUGAGUGGGAAAGAGGAAGGCGAAGAGGAACGCAGUGGGCCUGCCAUGCUAGAAAAAGUGUCCCUGGAUGACUCCCUUGACUCAUCUGGCAGAGCUGAACAAUGCAGGUUAAGGCAGGAGAGGGCAGAUGCAAUGGUGAUGAAGGAAGAGUGGGCAGGGCCUGGAAACUUGGAGACCCCUGCUGCAACAGCUCAGUCACAUGGCCAGAGUGGCAGCAGUGAAAUGGAGGCAGUGCAAGAGGCCUAUCGCCAGAUUAGUCUCUCUACGGGUGACUCGGCUGGCUACCCACGCAGCACCACACCCCCUGCGGAUGAGCAGAAAAGUAGCCCACCUGCACUGGAACACUCAAAGGGCACAUUAAAGACAACUGUCAGCACAGGGUCAGACUUGCCAACAGCAGAAGAGCUGAUGCAACCAAUAAGACCUGAGUUAGGGUUCAGCCAGCGAUUUGCCCUCCAGUCAGACAGUGAGGCAGAGGCAAGCCAAAAGCCACCUGAGGGGCUGUUAGGAGACAGGUCGAGCAGCACCCCCAAGACAGUUCCUGCGGUAUCAUCGGAGGGUGGAAUAGGAGUGCCGACAGCAGCUGAGGCGAAUGAAGACGCAGGAGAUGAAAGGGCCAGGAAGGUCUUGGAGGAGGUGGAGCGACUGAUGCAGUACAAGGACAACAGUUCUCUUCAGUCCCAACCUCUGCUUUCCAGAGACUUGAAAAAACAGGUCUCUGAGCAACCUUCCAGCUUGAGUGGUCAGAGUGCCCCUUUCUCCGUCUCCCAGAAGAAAAGCAAUCCCCCUGUGGUGAAGAGUAAGAGAGUCCUGUCUGCCAGGCUUCCUGGAAUGAGUAGGACAAGCCCAGCAGUCAAGCUUCCCUCCUCCCUCAAAAAGAGGAAUCCUGUGAACCAGGGGCCAAAAAAACACACCACUCCUGAAGCUUUGCAGAAAGGAGGAAAAGGAGGUAACAUACCUGGUUCACUGACAGCUGGAAAGGGAGGUAAAAGCCCAGGCUCACAGAUAGGAGGAAAAAGGGGUAAAACCCUGGUUUCAGUGACAGCAGGAAAGGGAGAUAAAACUGCAGAUUCAAUGACAGCUAAAAAUGCAGAGCCAAAGUCACAGGCUGAUGCAGAGCUGAGGGUGAGCAGUGAACUGAUGGCCUCAUCACAGUCCUUUCCCACAUUCCUGCAACAACACACAGAAGGAACAGGGCUACGUGGUCCAGCCAGGGCAUGGCCAGAGAUCAACAAAAUGUCCUUGCCUGAAAGCACCCCAAGUGAUGCAGCCUUCCCAAGGGGCCCGCAACACAAGAGUAGAGAUACAGCCUCUCCAGAGCGCGAGGAAGGUGCUCAGAACCAGAUUUUGGUGGACGUGCAAGACGAGCAUCUGGCUCGCGAGGACCAGGAGCUGCUGCACACCUUGAGCAGAGAGGUCACAAUACUCAAGCAGGAGAACUAUGUUCUGCAAGCCAAGUUGCACAGCCUAGAAGAAGCCAGGAGGAAGAGGAGGUGGAGCCUCGGGGAGUCCUUGGACCCCAUCACGGAAGAGAAACUCCAACUUAUUGAAAAGGAGGUGAAGGAGCAGGAGACCAUCAUUCAGGGCUACCAGCAGGAGAACGAGAAGCUGUACAGGCAGGUCAAGGCUCUGCAGGCCCAGAGCAAGGCCAGCGAGGAGGCUAUGUUCAAGGAGAACCAGAGGCUGCAGACUGAACUGGCUACAUGUAGGGAAGAGGUCAGCAGGAAUAUUGGGCAGCAGGUCGUGGGAAAUGUCCUUGAGCCUGACCACAGCCAGGCCCUGUCAGUCUUGCUAGCUCAGGUAAAGGCUGCACAGAAGAAUGAAGUGAGGCUGAUGGAGGAAAUCAGAAGACUGAAACAGGAGAAACAGGCCCUGGAGGUGGACCUGGAAGUCAUGAAGAAGGAAAGAGACCUUGCAAAGGCACAGGCCAACCACACGUCCGGAGAGAAGAGCUUUGCGAUAAAGAUGCUGGAGGAGCGCCACAAAGAGGAGUUGUUGGCCCUCAACAAAAAGCUGCAGUGGUAUGCAGAGAACCAGGAGCUGCUGGACAGGGAUGCUGCUCGGCUCCGUGCUGCCACCGACGAAGCCCAAAGGCUCAAGGAGCAGGUGGAGAAACUGAAAAGUGAGAUUAAAAACAAAAAUGGGCAACAGCAGAACAAAGUCAAGAUGAGAAUAGGGGAUGCCAAAAGAAUUCUGGAUCUUGAAAGGCAGGUGAAGGAGAUGGAGGAGAUCCUGCGGCGCAGACAUCCCAAUUCCCUGCCUUCCCUGAUGCUGGCUGCAGCGGCAGCGGAGCCCGUGACUCCCGAGUGUGCCGGGACAGUGGCUUUCUUGGAGCGCCGUGUGCAGAGGCUGGAAGCGGAGCUAGAGGGACGGGAUGAGGAGGCCAAACGGAGUCUGAGGGCCAUGGAGCAACAGUACCAUAAGAUCAAGAUCCAGUAUGAGCAACAGAUUUCUCAGCUAGAGCAGCAGCUGGCUAUGAAAGCUGAGCGGACGCAGGCUGUGUCACCCCAGGCCUGGGAGUCCAAGGCUCAGUCCCUGGAGAAAGAGCUGCUACACCUCCAAGAGACCCAGAGAAAUCGGGAGGAUGAGCUGCUGGCAGAGAUCACAGCCCUCCAGGGGCAGCUUCAGCAGGCUCGGUGUAAGGAGAAGCCACAGAAGAGCCCGAGUCGGCACGAACGCCAAGCAGAAGAGGCGCAGGGUGUCCGAAUUGACAGGAUGACUCAAGAGCUCACCGCAAAGAGCAAGACAAUCCAAGAGCUGACCCGUGUGGUAGAACGGCUACAGAAGGAGCGCCGCUCACUGCUCUUAGCCCCACCUCUUCAGGGGCGUAACGGGGACACCAAAAAACAGGGAGUAGCAGCUAGGGGAACCCCUGUGCUCCAGGGUGGGGAAAAGAUUGGGGCGAAGAGCGAGGCGGUGGCUGAAACCUUCCCUCCAACAUUGGAUGAAAAGAACUACCAGCCAUCAGAAUUCUCAGGGUCCCACAUCUCAGAAGUGCUGCAGGAAAAUGAGCAGCUGAGAGCACGUUUGGAACAAGUGGAGCUGGAGGCAGAGCAUGAAAGAGUGACACUGCAGGCAGCAACUGCGCAAGCAGAGGGGGAGCUCCGAAGGGUUCAAGAGAGUCUUGCAGAGCAGCUUUCAUCGCUGAGGACUAAACAUCAGAGAGAGCUGGAGAACAUUCUCACCCGCCAUGCGCUGGAACACUCUUCCUCUAAAGUGGCUGAACUGACCAAUCAGCUGUCUGCACAGGAGAUCAUGGUGAGACACUUGCGGGACCAGGUGAAGGAGCUGCAGGGGUGCAAGGAGGCCCUUGUAGUGUCUCAGGUGCGAGAAGAGACACUGCAGAAUGAGAUGUCAAAACUUCUAGAGGAGCUAAAGGAGGCCAAGGAGCAACACAGUCCAACCCUGAAACAUUUCACUGCACUGGAGAAGAAGAUCAAGAACAUGGAGCUGAGGCACAUGCAGAGGGAGAGGGAGCUGCAGCAGGUGAUCACUCGGACGUGGCUCGCGACAGACGAGGAGCAGCAUCAGAACGAAGUGGAGGCUUGGCGCAGGCUGGCCCAGGCCAAAACCCAGGAGCUGGAGGCCUUCCGUGUGGAGCUGGACUCCAUCCUAGAGGUCCUAAGGGAGCUGCAGAGGCAAAAUGUGGUCCUGCCCGCCCCUGGCACUGCACACACGGCUACCUUUGCCCAAAAGUCCUGAAGAGGCCCCUCCAUCAUUGCUGUACCGUGCAAGAAAUCUAGGUACUUCACAUCUGAACGCUGUAAGUCACAGGGGUGGGAGAGUUUUUCACAUGAAAAUUCUUGAUUUUUCUCUUUUAGUAAGUUGUAUUUAUUUUUAAAAUGUAUUAUUAUUGAACUGUUACGGGGUUCAAUCAGUACCUGAGUUUAUGCUGUGAUACUGUUUUUAAGUUUGAUUAAAGCAGAAUGGUUGCUGUAGUAAAGGUUAAGGUUACUUUUUGUGUUUUCAUUGUCAUCGUGCAACUUCCAGGCCCUGUGGGAUGUUCUGGAACACGGUGCACGCCAACCUUUCCCCCACCCUGUCUUAUUUCAAGAUAGAAUCAUUCUCUUGGUGAGGCAAAGAUUAAGAGAUAC
Molecule: messenger RNA, 5651 nt
Organism: Scleropages formosus (Asian bonytongue)
Lineage: Eukaryota; Metazoa; Chordata; Actinopteri; Osteoglossiformes; Osteoglossidae
Gene: cep162
Product: centrosomal protein 162
Exons: 27
Coding region: 886-5259 (1457 amino acids)
Biological process (GO): cilium assembly
Cellular component (GO): centriole; centriolar satellite; nucleoplasm
Source: RefSeq, a predicted model, not a curated record